CCUUCAUAAAUUGACAAUGAACAAUAUAAUAAUAUAUAUAACUUUUAUUUGUUUUAUCGUAUUAUUGGAAAGUAUUUCUGGGAAAAAUUUCAAUUCAGACAAUGUAACAAUAACUAUUGACCAAGGAACAUUAUUGGGAAGGAAAUCAUUGGAUUUUAAAAACAAUACUUACUACAGCUUUGAAGGAAUUCCAUAUGCAAAAACACCAAAAGGAACUUUACGGUUUAAGGCACCUGAACCAGCAGAGCAAUGGACAGGAAUUUUAAAUGCAACAAACUGUACCAGAAUCUGUCCACAACAAUCUUAUGGGGAUGGUGUUGAUUGUAGUGAUGAGGAUUGCUUAUUAUUAAAUAUUUACUCAAAAAUGAAAAGUGAAUUGCAACCUGUUAUGGUUUACAUACAUGGUGGGGGGUUUAUAUUUGGUGGAAUGAAUUGUAAUUUUAAGUUAUCUUAUGGACCACAAUUUUUUGUUCAAAAGGAUGUAGUUUUAGUGGAAAUACAAUAUCGCCUUAAUAUUUUUGGAUUUCUUAGUUUAGAUGACCCAAAAUAUGGCAUAUCUGGUAAUGCUGGAUUAAAAGACCAGAUAAUGGCCUUAAAAUGGAUACAAAAAAAUAUAGCAGAUUUUGCUGGUGAUCCGAAUAGUGUAACAAUUUUUGGACAAAGUGCUGGUGGAUCUUCUGUUCAUUUAUUAUAUUUAUCUCCACUAGCCAAUGGAUUAUUUCAUAGAGCUAUAGCUCAAAGUGGUGCAGUAACUAAUCCUUGGGUGACAUCUCGAUAUAAAACACUUGAAUUGGCUGAUGUCUUAGAAUGCUCUAAUAAAUCAAUAGAUGAACUAGUAAAUUGUAUUAAUGGCACUAAAAUGAAUCAUUUAUUGUCUCGUGGCUUAGAUCGUUUAAGAGUUAAGAAUUCACAUGCGCAUCCUGGAAAUGGAAAAUUGGUUUAUUUUAAUAUAUUAACAAUUGAGCAAGACAAUCCAGAAUCAUUUAUCAGUCAAAAUCCGGAAUAUAUAGUAAAAAAAGGAGAAUUCAAUAAAGUACCAAUUAUUAUGGGUUUUAAUUCCCAUGAAGGAUAUGAGUUUGUACACUCUAACCCAGUAAAAGCUAACUUUACUGAUGCGAGAGAAUUAAUACCAAACGAUUUAAAGAUUGAUAUAAAUUCCAAUAAAGCUUUUAAGUUGGGCAAGCGCAUACAGGAAUUGUAUUAUGGAAAUUUAACACCAUCGUAUCAAAAUAUUGAUCCAUUCAUUCAUUUCUUAACGGAUUCAUUGUUUGUACAACAAAUAUACAAUUUUGCAAAACUUCAAGCCAAUAAAUAUGAACAUGUAUACUUCUAUCAUUUCGAUUAUUGGACUGACUUAAAUAAACAAGAUGGUUAUUUUAAUACCUCAAGAAUCCGAAAGCCUGUUUUUCACGCCGAUGAUCUAGGAUACAUGUUUUAUAGUUCAUUGAAGAACUAUAAACAAAAAGAUCCGAAUAUUGCCAUUGGAGUACAUCGUAUGGUAAAGCUAUGGACAACAUUUGCUAAAACUGGUAAUCCAAAUGUACAAAAUGAUCCAUUAUUAAAUGUUACUUGGCUACCAAUACAAACGAAUAAAUUUAAUUAUUUACAUAUAAAUCUAUCCCUUGAGUUGAAAGUGAAUCCAAUUGAAGAACGUAUGAAGUUUUGGGAAAACGUAUAUGCAGAAUAUAAUAAAUAG
Messenger RNA from Chrysoperla carnea, 1696 nucleotides. Its product is annotated as juvenile hormone esterase-like. NCBI's taxonomy places the organism in Eukaryota, Metazoa, Arthropoda, Insecta, Neuroptera, Chrysopidae. The transcript has 6 exons. The record is from RefSeq and is a predicted model, not a curated record. Bases 17 to 1696 code for a protein of 559 amino acids.